AUGGAUUCAACGGUAUUUGAAAAAUUUGGUCAACCGACUGAUUUAGUCACUGAAGCCGAUAUAAAAGUUGAAGAAUUAAUCAAAUCAAAACUGAAAGAAAAAUUUCCGGAUCAUAUGUUUAUCGGAGAAGAGACAAAAGCCGCUGGGGAUAACUAUGAAUUUACAAAUAAACCAACAUGGAUUAUUGAUCCAAUAGAUGGGACAACUAAUUUUGUUCAAGGUUUUCCUUUUGUUGCUGUCUCAAUUGGACUAACUAUCAAUAAGGAACCCGUUGUUGGUGUUGUGUUUAACCCAUUCCCUAAUGAAGUAAGGGGUAUCAUGGUUAAUGGUCACGACUUCAAUGAAGGUCCAGUAAACCUUUUUUGUCGGAAAUGCUUAAGUAUUAGAGGUGGUUCACCAUACGAAGGUGAUGAAAAUUCUAAACAAAGUCAAUUACGCCUUAUUAGAGAAAUGUUGGAUGUUGUUGAAGAAACUGAUUUAGUCACUGAAACUGAUAUAAAAGUUGAAGAAUUAAUCAAAUCAAAACUGAAAGAAAAAUUCCCGGAUCAUAUGUUUAUCGGGGAAGAGACAAAAGCCGCUGGAAACAAUCAUGAAAUUACAGAUAAACCAACAUGGAUUGUUGAUCCAAUAGAUGGAACAACUAAUUUUGUUCAAGGUUUUCCUUUUGUUGCUGUCUCAAUUGGACUAGCUAUCAAUAAGGACCCAUUGUUGCUAUUCACUGCUCGUAAAGGUCAUGGUGCAUUUUUAAAUCAUACAACUAGGCUUCCAUUAUCCCAUCCAUAUCCUCCGCCUGUGCUACCAUCUAGUCUUUCUCAAUGUUUGAUAGCUUACGAAUUUAGUGGUUCUGAUAGAACGGAUUGGCUUCUUAGUAAAAAGAUUGAUUCAGUUCAUAAUUUGGGUAUCGUGGUUAAUGGUCGCGAGUUCAAUGAAGGUCCAGUAGACCUUUUUUGUCGCAAAUUCUUAUGUAUUAGAAGUGGUUCACCAUGUGAAGGUGAUGAAAAUUCUAAACAAAGUCAAUUACGCCUUAUUAGAGAAAUGUUAGAUAUUAUUGAAGAAAUUGAUUGCCCAAGAACUUAA
Molecule: messenger RNA, 1077 nt
Organism: Dentiscutata heterogama
Lineage: Eukaryota; Fungi; Glomeromycota; Glomeromycetes; Diversisporales; Gigasporaceae
Source: the annotation of a GenBank genome assembly